AUGUCCAUUUGCCCGCACCUGUUGGCAGCCCUCUCAAUCGUUGGACUACUGGAGCGAAGGGGGGAGGAGGAGGUUGUGCAAGUCAUCAGAAACGCACGGCUGGAGGAAGAGAUCAAUGACCUCAGAAAUGUGACGUUCUUCGUUCCAAGUGACGAGGCUUUCCAGGGUCUGAGUCCCGCUGACUACGAGAGACUCAGAGAUCGGAAAUCGCUUGUGGAGGUCAUCAGGGGUCACGUGACGACGGAGAGCCUGAGCGUGGGCGAGAUGAGUAAUAAUCAGCUACUGCCUGUGGUGGAUAGCGAUAAGAAGCUACUCAUCAACAAAUACAAGCAGUGUUGGUUUGAUGACAAUGCAGUGACAACUGUGCAGUGCGCUAAAGUUGUCCAGUCUGACCUAAUGACAUGUGGAGCUGCCGUGCAUAUCAUUGACAAGGUGCUGAUGCCCCCAACAGAUGGCACUGUCCUCGACAUGCUGAGGAGUAACAGCAGCUUUUCGAUUAUCCUGGAGCUGAUGGAGGAAGCAGGACUUCUCGAUCAUCUGUCGUCCGACACUGGCUUCACCUUUUUCGCUCCCACUAACGAUGCAAUCACGGAGCAGUUGCCUCACCUGCGCAAGGACAGCUUCCUUAUGCAGCAAGUUCUGGCUCUUCAUAUUUUACCUGAGCACCUGUGCUGCGCGGGCGUCUUCAACAACCUGUGGACAUGCGGCUCGGGCGUGCAGCACGCGACCGUCGGCGGGCCGCGGCUGCGCGUCUAUCGCACGCUCGGCGACGCCGGCCGCGUCGUCGUCAACGAGAUCGUGCGCGUGACGCAGUGCGACCGCGUCGCUAGCAACGGAGUCGUGCACGUCGUCGACGGUCUCAUCACGCGUCUGUAG
Messenger RNA from Priapulus caudatus, 876 nucleotides. Its product is annotated as periostin-like. The coding region runs from base 1 to 876 and encodes 291 amino acids. The record is from RefSeq and is a predicted model, not a curated record. The transcript has 5 exons. NCBI's taxonomy places the organism in Eukaryota, Metazoa, Priapulida, Priapulimorpha, Priapulimorphida, Priapulidae.